Messenger RNA from Prorocentrum cordatum, 5802 nucleotides. Lineage: Eukaryota; Dinophyceae; Prorocentrales; Prorocentraceae. The record is from the annotation of a GenBank genome assembly.
AUGGACUCGGACGAAGAGCUGAACAACGGGAUGGGCGGGUCCAGCCAGGGCGACUGCGAGCAGCGCGAGCAGUCGCCGGGCGCAGAGGAUGACGACGAGGCGGGCUCUGGCGCAGCACAGCCGGCCGGCAGAAAGGAUAAGGCCAAGGGGAGGGCGAAGGGCGGCGCGAAGAAGAAGCGCUCGAAGGGGAGCCCGAAGAAGUCUGCCAACGGUCGCCCGACCACGGUGAAGGCUGGGAGACGGCAGUGCACUGACUGCGGGCUGACGAAGCUCCUCUCGGAGUUCAAGCCUGGAUCUACAGUGUGCUUGAAGCCGUGUCUCCGCACGAGGGACAACAUCUAUCGCGCGUGCAAGGCUGAGAACGAGCUCGAGUGGUACGAGGUGCAGAGGUCUUGCCCAAAGAAGUGGGCGAAGCUUAAGAGGUGGUAUCGGUUGAAUUGUCAGGACUUCGCGAAGGAGCACAGCAAGCCGAAGGCUUUCGCCCCGAUGCAGUACAAACAAUCGGUACGGGUCGAGCAGCAGCAGCUCAGGGACGGGGUCAAGGAGAUGAUGCACGAGGUGGCGUUCGUCCACUGGGCGUCGAAGCCCAAGAACUGGCCUCCGCGGGGAUUGUCCUCGAGCGAGGCGAGUGCAGAGUUCAAGAGGAGGAUUGACGACCCCGAGGAGAUCGUGGACUACAUGGCCGAGCACAAGGGCUACGAGACGAGGCUCGGCGUUGCAGUGAGAACGGUCCUUGUGGACCGCGACGCCUACAUCAGAGGCCAGGGGUACGAUCUGCUCGACAAGGCCACGAAAAAAACGACACAGGAGGACAUCGACAGGGCGUACAACAAGUUGCACACCAACCUCCAGGAUGUGACUGGAGCCAGCGCCCAGUUGGACUCCAAGGGCGUCUUCCAGCUGCUCAGCAAGGGCGCGAAGGCUGCCGACCGCGCCUCUCUCUCGAGCGCGUUUGACGGCCAGCUCGUGAACCUUGGAGGCAUCAAGGGGCUGGCGGGGGCGAUGAAAGCAGCUGCCGAUGAUGGAGAGGAGGUUGGCGACGAAGACGUCGGUAGCGAUGGUCACGAGGAGGAGGCGACUGACCCGAAAAGCAAGAAGAAAAGAAAAGUUGGUCAGGAUGGCGGCGAUCAACCACCUGCUGAGAAGAAGCGGAAGAUAUGGGUGGAGAAGGACCUGAAGAUCGCCGCGGCAGUAAGGACACAGGAAACAUGGGCCACUGACAUCUCGAAGGUGUUGCGUGAUCUUCAUUCUCAAUCGUUGGAUCUCGUCAACCAGGUGAACGAGCACAGCUUUGGCGAGAAGUUCAAGACCGAGGUGAACGUGAUCAACAUGCGUGCUCGGGCGUGCAGCCUCGUCCUGGGAUUGGCGGAUCACUCGAAGGCUUGGGAUGAUCAGCCCGAAGAGUUAGUUGGCCCGAUGUUGACGGAGGAGGCUUUGGCGGAGGCCAGUGUUGCUAGUCUUCGUUCCAUGGAGUCGCCAAUGAGCAAGGCUUCCCCUGCGUGCAGUCCUCCAUCGUCGAAGAGCUGUCUGCAGUUGACUGCUUCGCCAGCGGGUCCACCAGAGGCUGCGGCAGAGCAGCAGAAGCUUGAGCAGAAGCCCGACCAGGGGAAGGCCGAGGGCGGCGAGACAGGCGAGACGAAGGGCAAGCAGACGGAGGGCGACAAGCAGAAGGACGAGCAGAGGACGGAGGGCGACGACCAGAAGGACGAGGGCGGCGAGCACGGCGAGAAGAAGGACGAGCAGACGGAGGGCGACAAGCAGAAGGACGAGCAGCAGAAGGACAUCAUCGACAAGAAGGGCAACAACGAUGCUGAGGCGGCCGGCGAGGUAUUUGGAGAGAAGAAGGAGGCUUGCGAUGGCGCUGGCGCUGAGACUUCGACCCUAGCGAAGGCCCCUGACGUCGUGGACAGUGCCGAGAAGGUCGACAAGGUCGCGGUGGCGCUGGCGUCCGGUGUCGGUGGGCCGCCGAGGCGCAUGUUCUCCAGCUCGUUCGAGGACACUGGGGGCGUGAACGUCGACAGGUUCUCGGCGACCACCUCCACCGAGGGCCUCAGCAUCGCGGAGAGGCGCGAGAAGAGGGCAGCCCGCAAUCUCAAGGUCUUCAUCGCAGGGUUUCGGAGUUCGCAGCUGACUCCGCCAUGCCGUUCUUACAGGAGCUUGAUUGUGCUGCAUGAGUACCAGCCUUAUUGGGAGAAGCUGAAGCUCGCCGAGUCCGAAGCAGAUCUGAAACAAGUGGCGGAGGAGGUCAAGCCUUUCAAGAUCGCCCUCAAUGACCUGAUCUCCAUGACGAGGAACGCCACGAAUACGCUGAAGAACGCACUCAAGCAGGCGUGCGAGAAGAACAAGGACGGCGGCAAGGCCAGGAAGGUCGCGAAGGGCGACAAGGCUGGCAUAGCACUUCAGGGCAGCGGGUCGAGGCUCCAGCUGUUCGACCGGGGCGUCGAGAAGGGCACCGCCAUGCCGACCUUCGAGAUCGCGCAGGACAUCCCGGUCAACGCCCUGGCCACGCCGACCCGCGUCAAGAACGUGAGCCAGGAGGACCUCGAUGCCCUCGCGGAGAUGGCCAACGCGUUCGCGCCGAAGUUCCAGUCCUCGAGGUUGCGAACCACCGACGGCCGCGCUGAGAAGCCCAUCAAGGGCGACGCCGUCAAGCACGCGAUGUCGGUGCUCCACGCAGUCGUCCUUGACUCGUCCCACCUCCCGUUCGAGAAGAUGCGCGCGGAGCUCCAGCCAGCGGUCUUCGGCAUCUGCAAGGCCAUGGAGACGGUGAGCAUCGAGCGCGGGCGGUGCCCAUCGCUCCGCGUCCACACUCAGGGGCGUCGGCAGGUGGUGGCGGCCAGCUGCGCGUCGCUUCGGAGUUUCAUGGAGAGGAACGGGAUGAGCCAGGUCGGCCCCGAUCACCUCCUGUCCUUCUUUAAGGGCAUGGCCAAGGAGUCGAUCGACGCGUUCCUCUCCUCGGGCGGCCGCCUGUACCACACGAUGGUGUCUUCCGGGGAGGGCGUCGUGAUCCCCUUCAACUUCGUCUUCGCCGAGAAGGUGAUCUCCACCUCGGACGUCCUCGGCGUGCGCCUCUCGUUUUGGAUGAAGUCCGACGAGGCGGCCAUGGAGGCGUGCUCUCGCUGGCUCAUCACGGCGAAGAAGCCCAACUCGUGGCUCCAGAGCGCGGUCGAGUGCGUGGUCGAGGAGGGGCCUUGCCGCAAGGGGCGGUUCUCGUCGGUCGGCGGUUUUCCAGGCUCGACGGUCCUGGAGGGGCUCUCGGACGGCCUAGCAGAUUCUUCGAGGCCCCAGGCUGGCAGGCAGAGCGAGGCUGCCACGCGGCGCCUCGAGCGGAGCGCCAUGGAGCUUCUGAACUCGUGCUUCGAGGGCGCGGAAUACGUGGAAUUGGUCCAGGAGCACGGGCACGCGGGCGACGCCAAGUCCCGCACCACGGUCCACCAGCGUCCGAGGCCGGAGCGGCCGCCCCGGAAGCUCCCGGAGAUCCUGUGCGCGCUCGGGGUGGCCCUGGGCGCGAUGGUGCUGGGGGCGGCGACGGGGCAGCAGGCGUGGGUGCUGCUGCGGCUGCGGACCAAGGGCUGGUGCGUGGGCUCGCGGCACGUCGGCAGCCUGGGCCUCGACGCGGCCCACCUGGGCGUGGCCGCGCAGGCCAUCUACUGCAGCACCCUGCGCCACGACCCGGGCACGGAGACGGCAGUGGCGGUGCUCUGCGCGCUGGUGUUCGGGGCGGGCGCGCUGCGCUUCGCGUUCGGGCGCGCUUACUUCGUGUCCUGGAACGAGGAGGAGGAGAUGCACGAGCUGCAGCGGCUGUACCGCACGAGGGCGUCGGGAGAGUGGUUCGUGCUGGCCGCCUGGAAGUUCCGCGUCCUCGCCGCCUUCUUCUUCGACAUCGUGGUGUGGAUGUGGUUCAGGUACUACCUGGACCUCUAUCUCGACAUCCAGGCCAUGCAGAUCUUCUGGGAAGGCGGCCAGCUCGGCUUCCUCUUCAGCAACCUGGGCGGCAUCGUCCUCGGCCUGGUUUGGACUGCCGUCGAGCUCUACAAGAUACUCCGCGAGGGGGAGGAUGGCGACGGCCCCUCGCUCCCCGGGUACCAGGUGCUCAUCGUCGGGCUGCUAAUCCCGCUCGCGGGCGGCCACGUGACGUAUCUCUCGAUCUUGUCACUGGCGAUGGGCCAGAAGCACCGGUUCCUGUUCAUCUCGACGCUGGCGGAGUCCAUCCUGGAGUCCGCGGUCUCCGCCUUUGUGCAGACCUACGCGGUCGUGUUCUCCACCCUGGACCUGGCCGACAAGGCGGACCUGUACGCGUCCAUCGCCCUGUCCUUCAUCUCGAUCGGGUAUGCGUUCGCCUCCCUGGACCGCUACGACGGCGGGGAGAUGCUCGUCCAGCUGCCAGGACUGUGCCGGAGCACCUCGGCGGCGUACUGGGCGGUCUUCGUCUUCCGCGUCUGCGAGGUGACGUCGAGGGCGGCCUCGCUGGCGCUCUUCCAGUGUGUCAUGGGCGGCUGGUCGAUCGUGUACGUGGUGCUCGGCGACAGCGCGCUGAUGUGCACGCUGGCGGCGCUGCACCAGCUGGCGAGGAGCCGCUCCUUCGGGUGGAAGCUGCUGAGGAGCAACAUCUUCUUCGCGCUCCCGUCUUGCAUCUGCCUAAUGACGCCGAUGCUCGAGAAGGAUAGCCCACUCGCGGUUCAGCCCGAGCUGUACUACGUCCUGCGGGCCGUGGAGCUGGCGGGCAUGUUCGUGCUAUGCGGCGAACGGCUCGCGUGGGACUUGAACGCGGGCCGCGAGCUCUUCGCCGACGACGCGCUGAUGGUGGCCACCUUCUGCUGGAGCACGCUUCUCAUGGUGGUGCUCGGCGUCGGGCUGCGCGGCUUCCUCGCCGUGCGCACGCUGCUGGAGGCGCCGCAGUCCAUGUGGUCGAUGCGCGCGUUUACCAUCACGCAGCAGAUCCAGCGGGACCGGAUCCUGUCCGGCCCGAAGCCCAAGCCGGACGAUCAGAGGAUCAUCGCCGCGCGCAUCAGGAGCCAGCCGGCCGCGGCGAGCUGGGACCUGCGCGCCGCGCUCGGGGAGGAGCUGCCGGCGUGCGCGCCGGGGGAGGAGUGGUUCGCCGGGUUCCUGGCGGCGCGGCUGUCCAUCUGCAUGGAGGAGGCCCUGCGCUCGCUCGAGGACACCUUCCUCGGCUCCCGCGGGGACGGGCUGCGCAGCACCCCCAGCCCGCGGCAUCCUGCAGCACCGCGCCGGCAGCCUGCUGGGGUCCCAGUACUGGCAGCAGCACGGAGCGCUGGGCCCCGGCGUGCUGAGGACCGGCGAGCUCAUCCACAUCCGCAUCCCCGAGGGCGGGCUCACCGCGGUGGACGGCAGCAUCGCCGUGAGGUGGGCGGGCAACCAGACCGACCAAAAGUUCGUGCUGGAGCCCUUCGGGGAGGACGAGGACCAGAGCGAGCGCGUGCUGACCGGCGCCCCCGUGCGCCUGCGCGCCCUGGAGCGCGGCCGCCUCGUGCGGGUGGCCGGGAGGAGCGGCGGCGGCGGGCCCGGAGGGGAGGCCGACGAGGAGGCCCCCGCGGCGGGGGCCGACGAGGACCCGGACAGGGAGACGGCCCUGGUGGAGGACGAGGAGGUCGCCACUGCCUUCACGCUUGCGCUCGUGCACGAGGAGGAGUACCGCACGGCCAAGCGCUUCGCGCUCCACGUCAGGCCGACGCCCGGGAGCCUGGAGCUCGCGAGCUUGACGCCCACGCAGUCCAGCGAGCGGCCGGAGCCGAGCCCGGAUUGGGUGGCGUCCGGCUGGCGGAUCGCGCUGAUCAACGGUGA